AUGGCUGCCACGGCGACUCGAGUAGGCAGAUCGUGUCUCUACCGCCGGUCGGCCUGUGAUCUCGAUGGAGGACGAUUCUUGAUUGAAGCUCUCCGCGAUCCUUCACAACUGCAUCGCCCGUUCCACCUAAACGUCCGCCUUCGACCACAACCACAAUUAUACCCACAAUUACAAUCACAUACGCAGUCACAGCAGCGACGAUGCUUUUCAAAUACAAGGAGGCUAUUUGAAGAACAGAAGGAACACAAGAGCAAGAGCAACGAGAGAUUCACAUCCCGACUGGGCAAAGCAUGGCGUUCCACAAAGAUAGAAUGGAAGCCCAUCCCCAUCGGCCUGGGCAUCGCCUUCCUGGGCAUCUUCCAGUUUGCGCGCAUGCAAGGCCGAGAAGGCGGUGCGUACGGCGACGAACCGCGGCCGCCGAAGCGGCAGAGGAUCUACCCCUCCGGCGGCGGCUGGCAGGUCCAGAUCAUGUCGACGCUGCCACUCAAGGCCAUCUCGCGCGUCUGGGGCCGCUUCAACGAGCUCACGAUCCCCUACUACCUGCGCGUGCCCGGGUUCAAGCUCUACGGCUGGAUUUUCGGCGUGAAUUUCGACGAGGUCGCCGAGCCCGAUCUCCAUGCCUAUCCUAACCUGGCUGCCUUCUUUUAUCGGGAACUCAAGCCGGGGAUUCGCCCACUGGAUCCCAACCCCAAUGCUAUACUCUCCCCUGCAGACGCUAAGGUUCUGCAGUUCGGGACCAUCGAGAACGGCCAGGUCGAGCAGGUCAAGGGCAUGACGUACAGCGUUGAUGCCCUCCUAGGGAAGAUCGCGCCACAGUCGCCGAACCCACAAGCCCCGUCUCAUAUCUUCGGGCACUCGUCGUCCAAAGUCAAGGACGCCCUGCAGCAGCAGUCCAAAGCAGACACGUCUGAAGACAUCUCCGCGGACGAAGAGUUCGCCAACAUGAACGGCAUCUCGUACACUCUGCCAGACCUGUUCUCUGGCGGCUCGUCGUCGUCGUCCUCUUCGCCGACCGAAUCCUCGACCAGCCGGGACGCAUCCACAAAGUCCGCUCCGUCCUCCGAAGCCGCCGUGUCGGCCGACCUGGCGAGCACGCAAUCGCAACAGCAACCAUGGUGGUCGCCGUUUUCGCAGCCCGCGCGCUCGUCAAGCCUGUACUACGCGGUCGUCUACCUCGCGCCAGGCGACUACCACCGCUUCCACUCGCCCGUCAGCUGGGUGUGCACGACGCGCCGCCACUUCGCGGGCGAGCUGUACUCUGUGAGUCCGUACGUGCAGCGCACGCUGCCGGGCCUCUUCACGCUGAACGAGCGGGUCGUGCUGCUCGGCCGCUGGAAGCACGGCUUCCACAGCUACGUCGCCGUCGGCGCCACCAACGUCGGCUCCGUCGUCAUCAACUUCGACAAGGAACUGCGCACAAACUCGCUCACCACCGACACCGAGGCCGACCGCCAGGCCGCGCUGGCCGCCGAGCGCGGCGAGCCCUACUCGGGCUUCAGCGAGGCCACGUACCAGAACGCGAGUAAAGUCCUCGGCGGCCAUGCGCUGCGCCGCGGCGAGGAAAUGGGCGGCUUCCGACUGGGCAGCAGUAUCGUGCUGGUCUUCGAGGCGCCCGCCGGCAAGGAAGGCAGGCCCGGCUUGAAGUGGGCCGUGGAGAAGGGCCAGAAGAUCAACAUGGGCCAAGCUCUGGGCUAUGUGGUGGACGAGGAGUAG
This is a messenger RNA of Cladophialophora carrionii CBS 160.54, 1713 nucleotides long. Its product is annotated as phosphatidylserine decarboxylase. Gene Ontology annotation, biological process: phosphatidylethanolamine biosynthetic process. The record is from RefSeq and is a predicted model, not a curated record. NCBI's taxonomy places the organism in Eukaryota, Fungi, Ascomycota, Eurotiomycetes, Chaetothyriales, Herpotrichiellaceae. Gene Ontology annotation, molecular function: phosphatidylserine decarboxylase activity. The coding region runs from base 1 to 1713 and encodes 570 amino acids. Gene Ontology annotation, cellular component: mitochondrion. The transcript has a single exon.